This is a messenger RNA of Lontra canadensis (Northern American river otter), 2728 nucleotides long. It is a transcript of the gene TRAF5, whose product is annotated as TNF receptor associated factor 5. Gene Ontology annotation, cellular component: plasma membrane signaling receptor complex. Gene Ontology annotation, biological process: positive regulation of JNK cascade; regulation of apoptotic process; positive regulation of canonical NF-kappaB signal transduction. Bases 448 to 2124 code for a protein of 558 amino acids. The transcript is spliced from 11 exons. NCBI's taxonomy places the organism in Eukaryota, Metazoa, Chordata, Mammalia, Carnivora, Mustelidae. The record is from RefSeq and is a predicted model, not a curated record. Gene Ontology annotation, molecular function: zinc ion binding; thioesterase binding; tumor necrosis factor receptor binding.
GCCCUCAUCCUGGAACCUCCCUCCCCUGGUCCUAGACAGAAGCAGAAGAAAGUCUCCUAUCUGAGCCAGCCUCUGGAUGUCCUGCUGGAGGGGUGGUGAUGGAGGAGGUGAUUUUCACAAGUCCUCUGCGCUGAGGGCUGAGGCAAGGGGAGUAGGAUGGACAGUGUGUCCAUCUGUCAGCAAGCCAUCCCCUGAGUCCCCAUUGGCCAUGGGUGGCAGGGCAGUGGGAAGAAGAGGGAAAGGAGAGGAGGCCCCAUCCACUGAAAGUACCAAGUGCAGUAAGUGGGCUAUUUCAGUGGGGGUGGGGGGAGUGAUGUGCAGAGCGAGGGAGCUGGGUGCCUCUGAGUCAGUCCAGUCAGGCUAGCUGUGGGAAAGGCUCGUUGGCGUUUAGACAAGCAGACCUUCCGUGAUUAUCUCAGCUUCACUGCGGAGGACCCUGAAGAAAAAAUGGCUUAUUCUGAGGAGCAAGGAGGUGUCCCCUGUGGUUUCAUCCGCCAAAAUUCUGGCAACUCCAUUUCCUUGGACUUUGAGCCCAACACAGAGUACUGGUUUGUGGAGCAAUUAGAAGAACGCUACAAAUGUGCCUUCUGCCACUCCGUGCUGCACAACCCCCACCAGACAGGCUGUGGGCACCGCUUCUGUCAACACUGUAUCCUGUCCCUGAGAGAAUUAAAUGCAGUCCCCCUCUGUCCUGUAGAUAAGGAGGUUAUCAGAUCUCAGGAGGUGUUCAAAGACAAUUGCUGUAAAAGGGAAGUCCUCAAUUUAUAUGUGUACUGCAAAAAUGCUCCUGGAUGUAAUGCCAAGAUUAUUCUGGGACGCUACCAGGACCACCUCCAGCAGUGCCUGUUUCAAGCUGUGCAGUGUUCUAAUGAGAACUGUCAGGAACAAGUCCUUCGGAAAGAUCUGAAAGAACAUUUGAGCGCACGUUGCCAUUUUCGAGAGGAAAAGUGCCUUUAUUGCAAAAAAGAUGUGGUAGUAAUCAGUCUGCAGUAUCAUGAGGAAAACCUGUGUCCCGAGUACCCAGUAUCUUGUCCCAAUAAGUGUUUGCAGAUUAUUCCAAGAACUGAGGUGGAUGAGCACCUUGCUGUGUGUCCUGAAGCUGAGCAAGACUGUCCCUUCAAGCACUACGGCUGUACUGUGAAGGAUAAACGGGGGGUCCUGCAGGAGCACGAGCAUUCAGCCUUACGGGACCACAUGCUUCUGGUUUUAGAAAAGAACUUCCAGUUAGAAGAACAGAUUUCUGAUUUAUAUAAGAGCCUAGAGCAGAAAGAAAGUAAAAUCCAGCAGCUAGCAGAAACUGUAAAGAAAUUCGAAAAGGAGUUCAAGCAGUUUGCACAGAUGUUUGGCAAAAAUGGAAGCUUCCUCUCAAACAUCCAGGCUCUCUCCAGUCACAUUGACAAGUCAGCUUGGCUAGAAGCUCAAGUGCGCCAGCUACUGCAGACGGCCAACCAGCAACAAAGUAAAUUUGAUCUGAGGGCUUUGGUGGAAGCGAUUGAUACGGUGAAACAGAAAAUCACUCUGCUAGAAACCAAUGAUCAAAGACUAGUUGUUCUGGAAGGGGAGACUAGCAAACACGAUGCCCACAUUAAUAUCCACAAAGCCCAACUGAAUAAAAAUGAAGAGCGAUUUAAGCUGCUAGAAGGGGCCUGCUAUAAUGGCAAGCUCAUCUGGAAGGUGACAGACUAUAAGAUGAGGAAGAGGGAGGCGCUGGACGGGCACACGGUGUCCAUCUUCAGCCAGCCCUUCUACACCAGCCGGUGCGGCUACCGGCUCUGCGCUAGAGCGUACCUGAACGGCGACGGCUCCGGGAAGGGCACACACCUGUCGCUGUACUUCGUGGUGAUGCGAGGGGAGUUUGACUCCCUGUUGCAGUGGCCGUUCAGGCAGAGGGUGACCCUGAUGCUUUUGGACCAGAGCGGCAAAAAGAACCACAUCAUGGAGACCUUCAAGGCCGACCCCAGCAGCAGUAGCUUUAAAAGACCUGACGGGGAAAUGAACAUUGCGUCUGGCUGUCCCCGCUUCGUGGCGCACUCCACUUUGGAGAAUACCAAGAACACCUACAUCAAAGACGACACCAUGUUCCUGAAGGUGGCUGUGGAUUUAACUGACCUGGAGGACCUCUAGUCCCUGUGUGGGGUGAUGAAGGGCGUGCGGGGCCAGGACCACGGUGGAGGAUACCUGUGAUUAUCAUAUGGAUGGACCAGAGCUCAGUACACAUUUGUAGGGGCUUGUCGCGCCUGAUGUUUGAAGUCAGUUUAAAAACUUCUCAAGCGCUAUCUGCUUUUUGCAUUUUACUCUGUCCCAUUUUGAAACUCAAAACACUUAGACUAUCCUCUCAUUAUUUAUAUGUUUAUCUCUCUUAAAAGAUGUCAGGUUUCUUGAAAGCGAGGUCUGGGGCCUCUCUCUUUUACUGGUGCUUGGCAUGGUGUCUCAGAGCAGGCACUGUGUGGGAUGUUACCGAGGACACAGAGGAAGAAUUGAAAAUGCCCCAGCAUUUUAUUAUUUGGCCUGCUGAUUCUAGACCUGACCGUGAGCCUGCAAAAGCCAUCUUUCAGGAUAGGCUGUCCCCAUUACACAGUUGGGUGGUGUGCUUUCAAAGACAGUAGGCCUGGUUUGGACCAGAUUUUAUUUGGUCCAGUACUAAAUUUGUGGAAAUUACUAUGCCUCUAAACAUUUUCAUUAAAAAUUACCAGUAGUCAGCAAGUACAGUUUUGCAAGGCUGCAUUAG